GAAGAGUAAAGAUGGCGGCGCCCGCAGGUUGCAUCUUGUGAAAGUCUGCUCGUCGGGUCAAAGCUAAAGUCUCCAUGUGUGAAAGUCUGCGGGAAGACGGACGGAUUCAGACAUGCUCACAAAUACGACCCGCUGUGUUUUCGUCCCCGCUGCUUUAUUGAAAGAUGCGGGACGAGCGGCUGCAGUCGGCGGGUCGUGCUGCCCUCAGGCCCGGAGACGCUUCGGUGUCAGCCGCUGUCAUUUCAUCAAGCCUCCGCCGAGACCCAAACCCCGGGAGACCGUGGACAUCCCCGACCUGGAGACGAUCACGUACGGAGAGAGGAUGCACCACGUGCCGGGCCUGGCCAAGCCCGUGUUCCCGCACUGGGAGCCGGAUCACAAGAACCCGAGGUUUUACAAGGCGCCCCCCGCUCAGCAGAUGCCGCUGUUCAAAGACACGCCGUGCUUCAUGUUCAACCAGAGGACCAACGUGCUGGAGGGUGUGCGUCAGGCUGCCUGGUUAACCAAAACCAAAGUCAUGCCCAGUUUUCCGUCUCAGCUCCUCUCUCGUACAGAGAAUCUUGAAGAGCAGAUUCCUGAUGUGGAUGAGCGAGUGCAGAACGCCAUCAAGCACGCUCGGUUCUGGGACACGACGGAGAAUCGACCCAAAAAAGAGAAAUACUGCAACACUCUGCUCCUCAACCUGCUCCAUCUGUGUGGCAUGCUGCAGCCCAGCCACUCGGCCAUCGGCAGGCGGAUGUUUACAGAGGACUACUCUCUGGCCGUCACGUGGAAAAGAGGUGAGGACCUGUUCCAGGUCCGGGGCCGGAACGGUUUGCUGCACAGCAGCAUGGAUCCUCUGCCAGCGGUCUGUGGAAAAGACGAAGUGUCCGACACCGCAGAUCACACUCUGGAAACUUUCUAUCCCAUCUCCCCCACCAUCGACCUGCAGAAGGCCAACGUGUACAAAGAGAACCUGAACUGCACAGGCUUCAGGGGUAACUCCCCCUACCCUCACGCCCACACGCUCUACUUCCUGGAGUCGGCCGAUGUCAACUGCAAGCUCCGCCCAGAGCAGUUCAGAGCCAAGAUGGCCAUGUUUACGUUUGGGAAUGCUCUGUCGCGUGCGUACCAGCUGUACGGGACGGAGCCCCAGCAGCUGUUGGAGCGCCCUGUGACCGUGCAGGCGGUGGGCACCAACGGGAGAAUAUUCCAGUUCCUCGUGUUCCAGCUCAACACCACAGAUCUGACAGGAGACGACGGCGUCAAAAACCAGAUGUGGCUGGAUGAAGAUGUUGAGCUGUAUGAUUUUGCAAAAGUUCGUCCACUCAUCAAGAAGAAGGAAGUGAGGGUUCCAGCUGGUCUGUCGGGAUACAAGCCCGAAGUCUUCAGGAAGUUCCUGGCUCUGUACCUGCAUGGAGCCGAGUAGGAAAACAAAACGGCCAACAUGCCACCAGGAGUCUCUUCUUUUCAAUAUUGUCAACUAUAAAUGUCCCACAUGUGUUUUUCUUCUGUUGGUAUUAAACUAUUCAUUGAAGAG
Molecule: messenger RNA, 1519 nt
Organism: Salarias fasciatus (jewelled blenny)
Lineage: Eukaryota; Metazoa; Chordata; Actinopteri; Blenniiformes; Blenniidae
Gene: mrpl37
Product: mitochondrial ribosomal protein L37
Exons: 8
Coding region: 113-1408 (431 amino acids)
Biological process (GO): translation
Cellular component (GO): mitochondrion; ribosome
Molecular function (GO): structural constituent of ribosome
Source: RefSeq, a predicted model, not a curated record